Mesitornis unicolor (brown roatelo) is the source of this 801-nucleotide messenger RNA. RefSeq names its product mitochondrial ribosome recycling factor (gene MRRF). Lineage: Eukaryota; Metazoa; Chordata; Aves; Mesitornithiformes; Mesitornithidae. Gene Ontology annotation, cellular component: mitochondrion. Bases 1 to 774 code for a protein of 257 amino acids. Gene Ontology annotation, molecular function: ribosomal large subunit binding. The transcript is spliced from 6 exons. The record is from RefSeq and is a predicted model, not a curated record. Gene Ontology annotation, biological process: translation.
AUGGCGAUGGCACUAAGAGGCUUCUGGCAUCUGCCUUCCCUGCUUUAUCGCUCAUCGCUGGCAGUGAUACGGGGACUGCCACCGGCCCCCGCAGGCUGCCCAGCCCUGCUCCAGGCUGGCUGCAGUCACCAUCGGAUGCUGCUGACCAGACAGCUAGCGUCCAAGAAAGCUAAAGGUAAAGGGCAGACUCAAGCCAAAGUGAAUAUCAGUGCUGCCCUGGUUGAAGAUAUUAUCAAUUUGGAGGAAACCAGUGAUGACAUGCAGGCGGUGGUAGAAGCUCUGAAGGAAGAUUUCAGCAGAAAUCUCAGUGUUAGAACCUCGCCAGGGGCCCUUGAUCACAUAAUCGUGGUGACAAAAGACGGGAAGUUUCCGCUGAACCAGCUGGGGCAGAUAUCACAGACGUCGCCACAGCUCAUGAUAGUGAACAUGACUGAUUUUCCUGAGAGCACAGCUGCAGCUACGAAGGCUAUAAGGCAGAGUGGCAUGAACCUGAACCCAGAAGCGGAUGGGACAAUAAUUCGGGUGCCGAUUCCUACGGUCACGAGGGAGCACAGGGAGAGCCUGGCCAAGCUUGCCAAGCAGUCCACCAACAAGUCCAAAGAGGCCCUGAGGAAGGUGCGAAGCAAAAGCAUCAAUCAGGUGAAGAAGUUCAAGAGCAAAGUGUCUGAAGAUACCCUCUGGCUGCUAGAAAAGCAGAUCCAGCAAAUGGCAGACGGUGCUGCGGCUGAGAUGGACAAGCUGCUGGCAGCGAAGACCAAGGAGCUGCUUGGAUAAGCACCGUCCUAAUUGACACACUCCCCC